Messenger RNA from Anisakis simplex (herring worm), 282 nucleotides. The record is from the annotation of a GenBank genome assembly. NCBI's taxonomy places the organism in Eukaryota, Metazoa, Nematoda, Chromadorea, Rhabditida, Anisakidae.
AUGCCACCGCCUCACGACUGCCAACUAUUGUAUGUGAAUCGCGAUACGUUAUUCUCGUUCCACAAGGCAUCUGAAGCAUUUCUUCACAAUUUAAUGUCUAUCUAUGUAUCUGCCCACUAUAAAAAUUCACCCAACGAUUUGCAGAUGCUUUCGGAUGCACCAGCUCAUCACUUGUUCGUUCUAAUGGGACCAGUUAACGAGACACAAACACAUUUACCUGAGAUAUUAGCGGUUAUUCAAGUGUGUCUCGAAGGUGCACUCAAGUCAUCGACUGUAGCGAAC